AUGGUCGAAGUUCAGAACCGAUCGUCUGCGCGCGGCAGAGUCUCCGCCCGGGGUGGCCGUGGUGGCUUCAGCUCCAGAGGUGGCCGCGGUGGAAGCAGCAGAUCUGCGAAUGCCGACAACUCAGACGCCCCGUCAUUUGAGGAGGGCGAGAUUGGACAGAUGAAGAAGAAGUACUCGGACACUUUGCCCACUCUCAAAGAAUUGUUCUCCGAAUGGAAGGACGAGGACCUCAUUUUUGCCCUCGAGGACUCGAACGGUGAGCUCGAGGAAGCAAUUAUGCGCAUCUCUGAAGGUGAGUCUCGAACCUUUUCCGAAAACAUGAGGCUGUCCCAAGCCGAUGUGGAGGUCUUGACUGAUAUUUAUUAUUCCUGUUCAGGAAACGUGUCGCAAUGGGGAGAGGUCAAGAAGACCACAGACCGGACUCGGCCCAAGGCCAAGGAAGUCCAGAGCAUCCAGACCGAGCCGACUACAGUUUCUACUCGAGGAAGUAGCCGUGGUCGCGGCGCUUUUGAGGGCCGUGGACGUGCCCGUGGAGACCGAGGUCGUGGCGGCCGUGGUGGCCGGGCAGGCGCCCAAACCGCAAAUGGAACUCGGACGGCCAGUAGCGUUGCAGAGCCUGCAGCGACUAAUGCGGCGACAGAGCCUGUUACUACGAAGGUGGGAGGAGAAACCGAACAACCUGCGGCUGGGGAAACUACAGAAUCGGCCGAGGCGAAGACUAGCAUGAUUCCCGAGGGUACGAAGAAGGGUUGGGCAAGCCUCUUUGCCAAACCUGCACCCCCUCCGCCUCAAAAGAAGCCUCCGAUGGCAGCUCCUGCAGCUGCACCUGCCCCGGCACCCGAAAAGCCCGCCGAGCAGCCAGCAGUUGAGGAAAAGAAGGCUCCCGAACCCGCCCCCGUCCCCGCCGCUUCCCAGAAGACCCCUGUUGCGAAGCCCGUUCAACCCGCCGUUCCUGCAAUCCCUACAACAACCGUGAAGACCCCUGCCGGUGACUUGACGGAAACAAACCUCGAACGGAUCCCUGACGUCUCUGCCCCUGCCCCUACCGCGACUGCCGCUAGCACCGUCGGCAGCGCUCUUGACCCCGCCGCGGCAGCGAACGUCACUCCCUCUCGUGUUCCUCAGUCUGGUCUCCCCGGCAGUGCAUUGAAGCAGGGCCGCACUCCUGGCUUCCAGCGCCGUGUCAUGGAGCAGCAGCAAGCCGUGGUCAUGCCCGGCAACCACGCAGUCGACCGGGCUGCUGUGCAGUUCGGUAGCAUGGGUCUCAACGGAGAUGCCGUGGACAUUGAUGAGAACCGUGAAGAAGCCGAGACUCGUGCUCAACCUCCUCAGCACUCUCCUGUUGCCCCUCGCGCUUCCCUGCCUCCUCCCAGCCAGGCUCCUGCUGAGACCACCGCUGCUGCACGCCCCGCUCCUGGCCUUCCUCCAGUUCCCCAGGCCUCUGCUUCCGAGUCUUUUGGUGACUUUUCUCGCUUCACGGAUCCUUUCAGUCAGCCUCAACCCCAGAUCCAGGAGCCUUUCGCUAACCAGGCUCCCGCUCAGCCCGCUGCUGUGACCACUAGCGGCGACUACUCUUCCUUCUACGCCGCCGAUCAGCGGUUCCCUUACUACAACCAAUACGCUGGUUACGGUCAGACCCAGGAUGCUGGCGCUCGCGCUGCUGCUGGCUUCGGUGUCUCCGCUGCUGAAGCUCAGCCUCAAAUCCCCACCACUCAGCCUCCCGGCCGCUAUGGUCCUGUCGACGCCACCAACAGUGGCCACAACACUCCUAACCCGACCCUCCCUGCUGCUACCCAGACCCCGGCUGUUCAGCAGAUGCCUGGUCAGGCCGCUCAUGGCUACGGUUACAGCUAUCCCUACUACAACAACAACCCCCAUUACGCUUCGUACAUGAACCAGAUGAACCAGCACCAGCAAUACGGCCGGAACCGCCCGAUGUAUGAUGAUGCUCGUCGGUAUGAUGAACAGCACUACGGCAUGCCGCACAAUUCUCAGUACGGCUACGGCAGCCAGUAUGGCCCAUAUGGCGGCAAGGGAGGCAUGUAUGGCCAGCCCCACACUUUCUCCUACGACCACUCCUCCUCUCCUGCCAACGCCGGCAGCUUUAACCAGGGUAUGCCGGGUCGCGACUCCGUUUAUGGCCGUACCGGCUCUGCUCAGCCCUCCGACAACCAGCAAUCCGCUGCUGGCACCAAUGCCUUCGGCUCUGGCAUGUCCGAUGUCUUUGCGCAAUCCCAGACUGGAUUCGGUCGUAACCCCCCUGUCGCCCAGCAGCCGCCCCCCCUCCUCGCGCAAGCCAACCGACCCGGUUCCGCUACUAAUAGCGUGCCUGGACAGCCCCAAGCCCAGACCGGUCUCCCUCCGCUGCAGGGCCAGCAAGGCCAACAGGGCUUCGGUGCCUAUCCCAAUCUGAACCCGCAGUACGGUGGCCUGGGUGGUCUCGGUGGCCACCAAGCCGCUGCCUCGCAGACCCACCAAGCAACCGGCUACGGCAACUACGGAGCCGGCUUUGGUAACUACUACGGCAACACCGGCCGUGGUGGCUGGGGUGGUAACUACGGUCACUAA
Molecule: messenger RNA, 2568 nt
Organism: Penicillium argentinense
Lineage: Eukaryota; Fungi; Ascomycota; Eurotiomycetes; Eurotiales; Aspergillaceae
Product: putative RNAPII degradation factor Def1
Exons: 2
Coding region: 1-2568 (855 amino acids)
Cellular component (GO): nucleus; cytoplasm
Molecular function (GO): ubiquitin binding
Source: RefSeq, a predicted model, not a curated record